Lactuca saligna is the source of this 1062-nucleotide messenger RNA. Lineage: Eukaryota; Viridiplantae; Streptophyta; Magnoliopsida; Asterales; Asteraceae. The record is from the annotation of a GenBank genome assembly.
AUGAGUUUGUCUUAUCCGCCCGCCCCAAGUAUUCGAUCGCUUGUGUGCUUUCAAAGGGAAACAACCUUAACUCACAAUAUCUCAAAGUUUUUCCAUUCCUUUGCACUUCUUAGGGUGUUAAGUCUAGAAAGAUGUAAAUUGAUUGAUUUUGCCCCCUGUUUAGCAUUACUAAUUCAUUUAAGGUACCUUGAAAUUUGGCUGUCAUCGUUCCCAAGAUCAAUAUGCAAUUUAUGGAACCUUCAAACCCUCCUUGUUAGAACAAGUUCUAGUUCUAUAAUUUUACCUAGUAACAUAUCAGAUUUGGUGAAUCUGAGGCAUUUAGACAGUAAUGCAGAUCUUUAUCUUCCUUCUAUUGGAAAACCCAUGAAACUACUGGAAUUUAUUUCGAAUGUGGAUUUGGGAGAUGUGGUAGAUAAUUUUCAGAAAUGUUUUCCUAGGAUCAAGAAUCUCACAUCUACUCUUUACUCUGACGAGGAAAAUGACUUUGAAGUACUCCAUCACCUUCGAAUCUUGACGUUAAUUGGGUCAGGCUACAGCAGAAGGAGAUCAGUUGAGCGAGAAUUUCUGAGAGGUGAACCGAACUUGGGAAAGAAUCACAUUAUAAUUAGGUUCCCUGCAACACUGAAAGCACUUACACUUGUAGGGUGUGGUCUACCAUGGAGCUACAUGUCCAUCAUUCAAGCGUUACCUAAUCUUGAGGCUCUUAUAAUAAAAGACAAUGGCUUUGAGGGAACCCUUUGGGAAACAGGUGAGGAGCAGUUUCAGCGACUAAAAUUCUUGAGCCUUAAAGAGUUAAAUAUUAAACAAUGGGAAGCCUCAAGUAUCAACUUUCCAUGUCUUGAACAAUUAGAGGUGCUGAAAUGCGUUGAUCUUGGAGAGAUACCCCUUGAAUUAGGGGACAUCUCAACGCUUGAGUAUAUUGUAGUUGAGAAUUGUGGUGCUUCUCUUCUGGAAUCCCUUCAAAAAAUACAACAGGAGCAAGAUGAUGCGGGAAACUAUGAACUGAAGAUCAGUGUUGAUGGAAGUUAUAUGCCCCCCUGUGAACCCAAUCAUGAUGAUUAA